AUGAGCUGUUUCUCCACGAUCUCCAGGCUUCGUCUUUCCCUCGUGCCGUGUCGGUCGUGUUCAAGCACUGCCACACAGAGAAUGCGACUCAAUUCUUGGACCAGAGAUCGCUUAGUCUCCCCAGAGGCAAACGAAAUCCAAGAAGAACAAGUUAAUGGCCCUGAUUGGUUCCCUGGCGAUCCUUCAGGGUCUCGAUGGGCGAGCACGGUCAUCAGAUCGACCUGUAUCAAUGCUCCCUCGUCUUUCGUUGGCUUCCAGUCCUAUCUGCCGUCCAUGGUACCUGCGGCCGACCCGCGGGUCGCAUAUCCGGUCGACACUAUUAAGAGAACCGGACCCAAGCUCCCUGACCUUUUACCCGUCAUGGCGACCUCCAGAGCCUUCAUCUCGAUGCCUUAUCAGCCUUUUGACUGGUAA
Messenger RNA from Colletotrichum paranaense, 414 nucleotides. RefSeq lists its product as uncharacterized. The record is from RefSeq and is a predicted model, not a curated record. Lineage: Eukaryota; Fungi; Ascomycota; Sordariomycetes; Glomerellales; Glomerellaceae. The transcript has a single exon. The coding region runs from base 1 to 414 and encodes 137 amino acids.